Colletotrichum higginsianum IMI 349063 is the source of this 1428-nucleotide messenger RNA. RefSeq lists its product as uncharacterized. NCBI's taxonomy places the organism in Eukaryota, Fungi, Ascomycota, Sordariomycetes, Glomerellales, Glomerellaceae. The record is from RefSeq and is a predicted model, not a curated record. Bases 1 to 1428 code for a protein of 475 amino acids. The transcript has 3 exons.
AUGGGUGAGAGUAGCAAACGAGUCCGGCAGAGAAGCCGUGAGUCGGUCACACAUGGCAAGGCAAGCCAGGUGUUGGAAGUCAAGCGGCCGAAGCUUGCAACAAACGUGCCUGUCCAAGUCACUCAGCAACCUACGCCUCAGUCACCCACGGGGUGGUCCAGCAUGAAGGACUUCCUGAUGACUGAGCUCAGGAGGGAGAUGGGACUCCCCCUGCACCGCCCCCAGUGCCAGGACAACGUCGACGAGAAGAGCGUCAACCUGGCUUGUCCCCUAUUCAUCAGGGACCCGGCCUCUUUCACUCACGUCCGAAACUCUUGCACCGAUGGAAACAUCAAGGGCGGCAUCGGCAAGCUCAUCGAGCACAUCAAGAGAGUCCAUCUGAGAACCGACAAGCAGUGCCACAACUGCGGAGUGCGGUUCAGUUCGAAGCCGGCAGAGUCCAAGUCGUCCCACUCGCGCAAUUGUACCAAGAUCUGGUCGCCCCACGAGCCGCCGCUGCUGUCAGAAGCCCAGCAUCGGGUCCUGGACGCUCUCUCCGUGAGGGCCAGCGGGCAGUCGCUCGACUACAAAUACCGUCACAAGCUUCUGAUGAAGCUCUAUCCCGGCCAAGAGGAGUGGGCGAAGAAAGUGGAAAUCUACCACGACGCCUAUUCCCCCUGCCUUCUACCAGCACAACUCAUGUUUGACGCCAUGGAAAGGGCCGUCGACAGAUGGGAAAGGGGUUAUACUACCCACUACGACUCGGACGGAAGCGACGCCGACUCGGACAAGUCACGAGAGUACCGCCGGCUCUCGCGGUCGAGCCCCAGCGCGUCUUCAACGGACGCCUCGAGCGCCUAUCCUCCGGCCAGCUCCGGGGGAUACAGCCGGAAUCUCGGCGCCGGCAGCGGCUACACCUCGCAGCACACAUACCAGACAUCCGAAUACCAAGACCAGAGCUGGGGCAUGGACAACAUGUCCCUGACCACCGACUCGACGCAGCACGCAGGCACCGACCUGACGAUGCGCAAGGUCCGGGGGGCCAGCAGUCGACCGGUCGACGGCGACUACGCCGGCAUGCAGCUCCCGGCGGACUACCAGAGCUACGCCCACUCGGGCACGCUCGACGACUUUGACGACCUCGCCAGCUCGUCGUACAUCGACUCCUUCGAGCCCGUGUUCGACGUCGUCUCCACCGUGCCCUCCGACUACCACUCCUACACCCUGGACGCCGACCAGGCCUUCCCCAUGGACUACCCGGCGCAGGGCCACUACGCGAAGGACACGAUCAACCCGAAGGACAUCCACAACACGCUGAUCGGGAUGGGGCCGCCGGCGGCGAUGCCGCGGUACCUCGUCGAGAACGAGGAGGACUCGGGCAUCGUCCUGCACGACACGCAGGAGUACUUGGGCUUCGCAGGGCAGCAGACCAGGAGGACUCACAGAUGA